Molecule: messenger RNA, 585 nt
Organism: Coprinopsis cinerea okayama7#130
Lineage: Eukaryota; Fungi; Basidiomycota; Agaricomycetes; Agaricales; Psathyrellaceae
Exons: 3
Coding region: 1-585 (194 amino acids)
Source: RefSeq, a predicted model, not a curated record
AUGAACCAAGAUUCUUCUCUCAACAACGCCGCCUCUGUCCGCCCCGCUCGCCGAAACGCUGUAGAUUUUCACGCUGGAGGUGUACCAACUGACCACUGGCACGCUGGCAAGCCGGAGAAGAUCGUCUGCAAACAACCCACCGGGCUAUUCGCCCUGUACUUCCACUCAAUUCCGCUCGGCACUGAGGAUGUAAUUGUCGGCUUGGGCAUGACCGAGUGCGAGUACGGAGGAGGUUUCACCAUCUACAUGCCUCACAGCAAAGUCCGCCCACUCCUCCCUCCGGAACUUCAAGAUAGUGGUACUGAGGCUUUCCUCACCAUCGAGUGGCCUGGUUACGAGCACUUGGGAUACAGGAAGAAAUUCCGCCUGGACACUGCAAUUGGCGACGUUGCUAGCCAAGUCGCCAUUAUCUUCAGAGAGUUCUACAACAAGCACUCCGGCGACUUCCUACGACCUGGUGUCCCUCUUGGACCCAACCACGUUACCUUCGAGCAGAUCCGACUCAGAAAUAUCUGGUACUACAACUACGAGUGGCACAUCGAAGCUUCCUACGUUCACGAUGGCACCGAGAUCUAUAUUCGCUAA